Paramecium sonneborni is the source of this 3440-nucleotide messenger RNA. The record is from the annotation of a GenBank genome assembly. Lineage: Eukaryota; Ciliophora; Oligohymenophorea; Peniculida; Parameciidae.
AUGAAAGAUAAAAAUUAUGAAAAUUAAAAGGACUCUUUAGUAUCCUUUUUUGAAAAAUAUGAUAAUAAACAGAAUCCUUUGGCAGAAAUUGAUUUAAAGAUUUAAAUUGAUUAGGAUUCAUUUGUAUCAAGUUCAUUAAUCUAAAAUUCUUAAAUUACUUCUGAAUAAACUGAUAAUUCAUUUAUUUCUAUAUAAGAUAGAAAAUAAAUCAAAAAUGAAAAGCGAAUAACUUUAUAACCUGAACUAAUUGAAAUUAAGAAAUAUAAUAUAUCUGAAGUAAAUUAUAUAUAUAAAAAGUUUAGAAUCAAAUUAAAUCAAAAUCAUUAGAAAAGACUGAUAGACAAUUUUAAUUAUAUAUAGAGAAUCCUCCUUAAUUAAAUUAAAGUAAAUUAAUAGAUAAGAAAAAAUAAUAAAUUUUAUAAUUCUAACAAAAAUAGAUAAUGAAUCCUAAAUUAUUAUAGAUUAAUAGUUUCACUAUAAGUUCUUCAUAACCAAAGAUUGAUAAAAUUCGUUAAAUUACUUAAAAUCCAAUUAAGAGUGUAAUUAGAUAGGAAACAAUAAAAGAAUAAAAAAAAUCAAGAAGUAUUGAAAAAGCUAAAUAACAGUGUCCUAUUUUAAAAAAAACAAAUGUUUAAAUAACUUAAGAUUAAAAAACAUUUUAAGGAAUGUUUUAGGAAAAAUGCGGGAUUUUUGCGAUGAUAGGUAAACCAAUAUUUGAGUUCAAUUAAUUAAUAAAAUUUUUAUUUCUAAGUGAUUAUAGCAAAGAAUCUGAAAAUGAAACUUACAAUAAAAUACCUAAAAAAUUUAAAUCAGAUUAAGAGUAUUGUAAAAUAUUUGAAUACUUAUUUUUAAAUGAAUCAUUUCAUUAAAUAAAAUAAGAAUUAUAAAGAAUUAAUAAAUAGAAAUUUAGAAGAAUUUAAAUAAAAUAAGAUGAAGCUGAAAUAGAUAAAGAUGGAUUAAUAUUUUAGAUAAGAUAGUAUUAAUAAAAUGAAAAAGAGAAGAAUAAAGAUCGAAAAAAUUUAAAUGAAAAAAAAUAAGAAAAUUAAAGUGAUGAAAGUGAACACAAAGAAGAAAGUGUUUGUGAUUUGACAUCUUUGAAGAAUUAUAUUGUAAUAAUAAGCAAUAAAUAUUCAUUUAAUCCUGCAAAAAUAAAUAAGUAUAUAUAUAUAUUGAUAUAAAAAGAAUAAAAGAAAAAAGAUAGUUAUUUUUUGGUAUGUUGAUAGAACCAUAAGCAAAUCAAUAUGUAAAUCAAAUUAAGAUUUAAACAUUUGUACCUAGAGAUUUAUUAUAUUAGAAUUGGAUUACAGUAUAUUUAUUUCCUUUUGUAAAAAUUACAACUUAAAUAAGGUAAAAAAAUGUAUAUUUUUAAGAGAGUAUUUGAUGAUAAAUAAAAUCACAUAGACUCCAUUAUAUCCUUUAAUAUUGGAUCCAAAAUCAUAAUAACAUUUGAUAGGUGGUGGUAAAGAUAAAAUUUGGAAUGUAAAUUUAUAGAAUAUAAUUUAAAAUGGGAAAGUGAUGAAUCCUUUUUUUUAAUAUAUCAAUUUAAAUUAUAACUUUUCGUAGGCGAAUGCAAUUUAAUAAUUGAUUUUAUAAGAGAGAGGUAUAUGUUUAUUAUAAGGACCUCCUGGAACAGGAAAAACUCAUACAUUAAUAGGUAUAUUAUCUGGAGUAUAUGAAUAUAUGAAAAUAAUGAAUAAAUUUCCAAAAAAAAAGAUUUUAAUUUGUGCUCCAUCAAAUGCUGCAAUAGAUGAGAUAAUAUAUAGAAUAUUAUAAGGAGGAUUAUUUGAUAGUGAGGGAAGAUCAAGAACAGUAAAAUUAGUAAGAUUAGGAGUUUUAGAUGAAGAAAAUGAUAAAAGUGAAAUAAUUAAAUAGGUUUCAUUAGAAGAUGUUGCUUAAUAUUAAUUAUUUAAUAAAAGUUAAUUUAAAGCUAAUUCAGAUUAAAAGACAACUGGUGAAUUAAGAAUUGAAUUGAGUAAAAUAACUUAGGCCAUUAAAAAAAUAAAAGAAAAUGAGAAAUUUGAUGAAGAAUAAAAAAAAUAAUUAAAUGAAUUAUGGAAUAAAAGAAAUUAAUUAAUGAAAUUUUUAGAAUAAGUAAGAACUAAUAAAAGAAAUUAAAAAGAAAAUUAUGUAGUAUUUUGUGAAAAGAUUAUAAGUGAAGCAGAAAUAAUCUGUUCAACUUUAAGUACAGCUGGAACUGAUAAAUUAAGUAAAUUUAUAGAUUCAUUUGAAUUAUUAAUUGUUGAUGAAGCAGCAUAAUGUACUGAACCUUCAAAUAAUAUUCCAUUAAGAUUAGGAAUGAGAAAGAUGAUAUUAAUUGGUGAUCCUAAAUAAUUACCAGCUACUACUUUUUCUUCAGUUUCAUAAAAUACUUAUUACAAUAGAAGUUUAUUUGAAAGAAUUUUAGAUAAUGAUUUUAAACCUUUCUUUUUAGAUAUGCAAUAUAGAAUGCAUCCUUAAAUUAGGGAAUUUCCAUCAUUACAUUUUUAUGAUAAUAAACUUAUUGAUCAUUUUUCUGUUUAUGAAAGAUUCAUACCAGAUAAUUUCUUUAAUUAAAGAGUAUUAUUUAUUGAUGUAGAAAGUGAAGAAACUAAAGAUGAUAAAUCAUAUUAAAAUUAAAUUGAAUGUAAUAUGAUUGUUGAAGUUCUUAAAAAUAUUAAAAAUUCAUAUCCCACUUAAAGUCUUGGAGUUAUUUGUGCAUAUAAAGCAUAAGUUAGAUUAAUUAAAUUUGAAAUUAAAAGAUAAAUUAGAGAUUUUAUUGAUGAUAUUUAAAUUAAUACAGUAGACUCAUUUUAAGGUUAAGAAAGGGAUAUUAUUUUAUUUUCUUGUGUUCGCUCUUCUUCUACUGGAAAUAUUGGAUUUCUUUAAGAUGGUAGAAGAGUUAAUGUAGCAUUAACUAGAGCUAGAAAUGCAUUAUAUAUUUUUGGAAAUGCAAUUACAGUAAUAAUUCAUAUUUACUAUUUUAGUUGGGAUAAUGUACAUUAUGGUAGAAUCUUCUUUUAAAUUUACAUAAUAGAAAACUUUAUAGGUAUAUCAGUAAAAAUGAUUUUUUUUCUUUUAAAAUUUUAGCCGAAGAUAUUUGGUUUGAUAGAUAAAGAAAAUUAAAUUAACCACUUAUAACACUCUUGAAUGAUAAAGGAUUUAAUAUUUAAGAAGAAUUAAAAACUAAUGAAUAAAAUUAGGAUAUUUAAAUCUUUUAAGAUUAAAGGAUCCUAAAUUUAUAAUAGUAUUCUAUUCCUAUACCAACAUAAAUAUAAAUACCUUUUUAUAUUAAUCAUACUUCUUCUAAUAAAUUUUAAAAGUAUCCAAAAUAAGGAAAUCAUUAGAAUUUUAAACCAAAUUUUCAUAAAGUAAAAUAUUAACCAAAAAGCAAAAACAAAUACUAAAAAUUAAUUGACAAAAAUCAAAAUAUUAUUCGUAAUUCCUAUUAAAAAAAUGGAUGA